Molecule: messenger RNA, 1698 nt
Organism: Actinia tenebrosa (Australian red waratah sea anemone)
Lineage: Eukaryota; Metazoa; Cnidaria; Anthozoa; Actiniaria; Actiniidae
Biological process (GO): regulation of gene expression
Cellular component (GO): chromatin; nucleoplasm
Molecular function (GO): RNA binding
Source: RefSeq, a predicted model, not a curated record
GGUCCGACAUGCGUUCAAAAGAUUUUGAGGAACCAAGUGAACAAGUUGCAUAACGAUGAACUUGAAUUCGCUUUUACGAGCAUUUCAAGCAAGUAAAUUUUGUUAUCGUGCUACAUAUACCAUCCCACUAGUACGAAGAUUGUCCAGUUCGAGUACAGAGGUAAAGCGAUGGGGUUUUCAAGACCAAAACCACCACGAUUGCACAGCAUUUCAGUCUUUCAAAGUCAAAACUUACUCCACUGGAAGAUUGCUUCCCCCUCAAAGAAACUACUGUUCUUUGAACACUAGUGAUUCUAAAGAUGAUGUAUUAGAAAGAGAAGAAGCUGUUGCCGCCCAAGAUCAGGAACAUCCUAAUCGAAGGACUAUUUUUGUUGGGUCUCUUAACUAUCUCACAGAUGAAGACAAACUGCACCAACAUUUCUCCAAGUAUGGAGAGAUUGAGCACCUUAGAGUCAUUCGUUAUACGACGUCUUCCAUGCCAAAAAAUUAUGCUUUCGUGGUUUUUAAGUCUGUUGAGUCCGUCGAAAAGGCUCUACAAGGAAAAAACUUUCUUGAUUCAAGAAGGUUAGAGGUUGCGAGGCAUGAUCGUGAUGCUACACACGAGAGAAAGAUUUUCCUAAGAGGAAUACCCUUGGAACUUGAGAUCAAUGAUAUGAAAGACUAUUUCUCCCAGUACGGAGACAUCAAAUCAGUCGAUAUUCCAAUGACUGGUAAAAAGAGAAGAGACUAUGGCUUUAUUGAAUUUUUGUCUGAAAACUCCCCAAUCAAAGCACUAAAACGACAAAACCAUGAGGUGAAAGGCCAUGUCCUGCAGGUGGGCACUUGUAUAGCUAAACGCAGAAAAAGUGUACCAGGCAAGAUAGUAGUGGACCUUUUACCAGAAGACAUUACCCUUGAAGCUGUGAGAAAAUAUUUUGAGCAAUUUGGGCAGCUUAACUCAAUUGAUAUGGUCUUUAAGCGUGAUUUUAUUUCAGCCAAGAAUUUUGCUUUUCUGUGUUUUCAAAAUCAAGAAGUWGCUGAUGAAGUUUCAAGUAGCAAAAGAAAUCAUUAUAUUGAURGCCAAGAAGUAGUUGUGAAGCCAAUGCACUCUACGACCAAGUCGAGACCAGCGUCGUCCAGGGAAAAGAAGGUUUUUAUAGAAGGUAUACCCCUGGGAAAGACUGAARAUGAAAUUAUGUCAUAUUUCAAUCAAUUUGGAGAAGCGAUUCAUCUUCAUUUGAUUGAGAGUUGGGAAGAAAGAAAGAUAGACCAGUGUGGAAUCUUAAGGUUCAAGAGGAAAAGAGAUGUUGAUAAUUUGUUAGCCCAAUCAGAGCUCAUAAUGGAAGGCAGUCCUCUAAAUGUACGACGACUUGGAUUCACGGCUGAGACUUCAUCAGAAUACACUCCAUUGUAUUCAGAGUUUAGAAAGAAACACCAAAUAAAUUCCAUUGAUACUAAAAUACAUGAAAGUAUUGAGGGCACAGAAGAAGAAAUGCAAGAGAGUGGUCUCACCCAUUAUCCAAAACUUGAUUGAUACAGUCCUAAUAGUAGAAGAAUAAUUAAUAUAAAUGGAAAAGAGAUAUUGAUUAAUGAUGCCCAUUGUUAUACAAUUACUGGUUAAAUUUCAAAGUUUCUAGGCUAAGACUCUAUCUGGUUGUCUUGAUUUCUUGGCCUUUUGCAAAUCAAAUUUUCAGUUGUCCACCUCUGUUAAAUACCCAU